GGUUCAGACUUCAGUUCGCGUGUACCGGUGGUUGAGUGCGGUCAACUGGUAUAUUGGUUGCUAUUUCGAGUCCAAGGCACUUUAUUCGUGGCACUGUGUAGAGUAUUGAUAAGCCAACAAUCAACUUCAGCGCGCGGAACGUGUAGCACGUUUCAAAAUCGAUAUCUUUUAUUCGGGCGCGCAAUUCGUGAUCGAAUAUAUUUUCAUUCGCCUUUGUGUCUUUAUUGUUCUUGAUUCGGGCGCGUAUCGAGUUUUUUAUUCGCUUAAAUUAUUUAAAUAUACGGGACUUGGACUCACGGGCGCCUAUUUUUUAAUCGAUUUCUUUGUGGGAAAUCUUUCUUGGCUUGGAUUUUGUGGAUUGACGGAUGACUGUGGUCGCGAUACCGUUUCUCUGGGACCGAGAAAGAGGUGGAGCCAUGGAGAGCUGUUACAAAUUGUACACGUGGAUCAACCAUACCCUGGUGAUGCUGCUUGUGCAGAUGUUCUGGAAAGUCAGCCAGAUAUCGGAUUAUUUUAAACCAAAGUCUGUCGAAGAAAAGAAGGCGCAAGAAUCGUUGAUGUUCCCACCAUUAUCAAAAGAAUCAAAGCAACGAAGACAUAUCAGAUCAAUGUCGGAUGUGCAAAGCAGUACACCAUACCAUUUCACAUUCAGAUCGAGAAAAGGAUUACACCCCACUCUCACCUACGACUCAGAUACGCGUGCGAAAAGGAUAGCAUCAUACAGGCAAAGAUUUCAGGACUCCUCAGACUCAAGUGACUAUUUAGAAACACCGAAGUAUUUAAGCAUAGAACACAACAUCGUCAAACAUUCGGACUCUAUGAGGAUUCUAUGAGCUUAUGAAGAUCUGAACGAGUGAGGCUGACUAAUCUAGUUCAAAACUAGUGUAUAAAGUUGAGUUUACACUGACUAUCUAAUAUCAAAGACAAUAUUAUAGUAAGUGCAGUGAGAUAGUAUGAUAAGGACAAUCUUUAUAAAAGGAUACAAUUUUUAUAAAAAGAGGUACAUUUAUUUGUAAUUUCUAGGACAGGACAGUUGGUUUUACUGUUUUACUAUUGUCCUUUAACGAAAUAUGUAAAAAAGAAAUUCAAGACAAUAUUUUUCUUGCUUUAGGUAUCAAAUAGGUCUCUACUCCUUAACUUCAUUUUGAUUUAAUAAGUUUAUUAAAACAAAAAUGCUAUACUGGAUGAAGACUAACUACCUACCUUCUAAACCCCUCUCAUUUUUCUCGGUUUGAUCAGUUUCUGAAACUAUCGUAAGUAGAGUUGUCAAUCAGAAAAAAAGAUCACGAAAUAUAAUAUAGGUAUAUUGUCUUGACUUUAUAAUAGAGUUAUGAGAUCUAGUGUGAAAGUAGCUUAUAAAAAGAUGAUCGCACACGGAAUCCAGAACUGUCAGAGCCACCAAAAAUCCAAUGAUGACUGUACUAUCGCAACCACGCGGACCUCUGAUGACGUCAUGCACAUCUAUUCAAUGAUUCUGAUGCGGUCAACUUGUGUUGCUGACGUCAUUAGCAAUUUCAGUGUAGAAAAAUGCGAUUUGUGCGCCUGUUGCGAAUAGUUAGCGAUACGAAGUGUGCUUAAGGCUGAAAUCUAUAGAGCCCACUUUGACUUUGCUCAAACUUAAGACACUGUUGAAACGAGACAGAUUUAUGCCAGCUCUAUAACGCUGUCUCGUUUUAACAGUGUCUUAAGUCUGAGCAAAAUCAAAUCAAGACUUCAGCCUAAGCGUGCUCUCGUCGGUCGCUUUUUGAACAUUCGGUAGAUAAUACGUUUGUAUGGAGAAGAUAGUAAAAGGGGUAACCUAUUUCCUCAACUGUGGUAGUCUUAAAUGUAAAGGAUGGUGCAAUUCUAGUUAACAUGAACCCAUUGUGAUCGGUUUUAGUGAUUUACAUGAGACUGUGAUUGUUUAACCCUAUUCAAAUGCUAACAGGUUCAAUUUGAUAUCUCCUGCUAACUUCACACACAAAUAAGUCAAAGUCAAAAGUCAAAGUCAAAAUCAUUUAUUCAAAGUAGGUACAAUAGAUACCUAAUUGGUACCACCUAGUAAGAAAUGACAAGGGGGUCUCAAACCGUGAUUGUCAUUGUUAGCAUUUGAAUAGUAGGAUAAUAAGAGCUAAGUAUGGCUAUUUAUGUGUAAAACAGAAUAAUGAAAAGUGAUUUAGAUUUUAAAACUAUUUUUUAAGAUAUUUUUAGAACGACGCUUAGACAUAAAUAAAUAAAUACCUAUCAGUCAAUUAAAAAUAAAAAUAAAUAUUACUUAGUUACAAAGUUAUCAAUUUAAAGUACGCUGUGCCACCAAUAAUUUUAAGUUAUUUUUUUGUAACUUGCCCCUUUUUGGGAUACCUGUGCAAAGUUUGUAACCUGAACUUCAAUUAUUAUUUAUUUAUAUAUUUAUGUAUUUUUUCAUGUAUUUUUAUGAUACUUAUUUUGCUUACGUAUUGCUAUUAACAUUAAUUAUUUCUACGACGUACUGCCUUACUUUUCUACAUAUAUUAUAUUCAUAAUAUUAAUUUAACUAAGGUCGCUGCUGAAUUGCACAACGAUGUAAAAAACGUGUUCAUAACUACUUACUUACUAUAGUACAAUAUUAUAUUAAAAACUUGUUUUAAUUGUA
Messenger RNA from Maniola jurtina (meadow brown), 2611 nucleotides. RefSeq lists its product as uncharacterized. Bases 366 to 833 code for a protein of 155 amino acids. The transcript is spliced from 2 exons. Lineage: Eukaryota; Metazoa; Arthropoda; Insecta; Lepidoptera; Nymphalidae. The record is from RefSeq and is a predicted model, not a curated record.